AUGAGCUUGGAACCAGUACAACUAUACGGCGGAGCUAUUACCACAGUGAUCCCCAAAGGGUUCCUUGAUGCCUCCCUACUGAGACAGGUUCCGGACGCACAGGAGGUCUACGUCAACAGCAGGGAUGAAAACGAACAAUUCAACGAUGGGUUGCAAUUGAACGAGUCCAUCAUAGUGGACCUGUUGCAACCAGUGGCCCCCAAGGACUUGAAAGAAGCGUUGAAGGUCCAUGUGGAGGACAUCGUCAGUCUGAAUGAAACUACCAAGGACGAUAACCAAACGUUCGAUUGGGAAGUGCUACAAGUGGAUCAAGUCCAGGAGAAACCUUGUUGUAUUGCAGCUCAAUAUACAGUCAAAAAGUGGGGUAAGGAGGACUCCAAACAGGAGACUGUCGUUUCAUGUGUGGGACUCAUUAGAUUACAAGAGUUUCAAGUGGACGUGGUCAUCACAGUGAAUGCACCAUUGCAAGGUGAAGCUCAGCAAAGAGGUUCUGCAUUGAUAGCUGAUCCUCAUGUGCAAGCUGCAUAUAGCGUCCUACAGGAGAUGCUUAAACAGUUUGUCCUAGUGGAUAAAUCUCUGUUCGCAUGA
Molecule: messenger RNA, 588 nt
Organism: Naumovozyma castellii
Lineage: Eukaryota; Fungi; Ascomycota; Saccharomycetes; Saccharomycetales; Saccharomycetaceae
Gene: MOG1
Product: Ran GTPase-binding protein MOG1
Exons: 1
Coding region: 1-588 (195 amino acids)
Source: RefSeq, a predicted model, not a curated record